AUGGCGCUAUGCAACCUAUUCCUCGAAGAAAAGUUGGUCUAUCAAAAUCCAAUCAUCCCGUCACUCGUGUUUGUGCAAUGUCUGAUCAAUUCCCAGGCGUGUGAUGUCUGCUACCGCAAGAGGAUCAAAUGUGACGGCCAGAAGCCCGCUUGCUCCCAUUGCGUAUUAUACCACUCGGAGUGUACUUUCGAGGCAGCCAGUAGAAAAGCCCGCGGUAGAAAGCAAAAGACCAGUAAAACUGCUGAGGACCUACAAGCUCGGGUGGAGAGUCUUGAAGCCAGCCUGAGCCAAGCUAGACAGAGAAUCUGUGAACUUGAAGACAGGGACGAGGUCAUUGCUGUUACGUUUGACCCUCCCUCGGCCUAUGACAUCCAAGCAGCUGAUUUCAACCGCAAUGGGCCCUUGGAACUGCCGCCCCAAGACGAGGUCAUGUCUGCGGCGCAACAAUAUAUCGCUGGUUUCAACUCAGCCAUCCCACUAUUUAAUCCUGACGGAUUGUUACGUCUCAUUAAUAGAUGGUACCUAUCCUCGGAUCAAAGAGACUACACUACCUGGGCGGCUAUCAACACGGUGCUCGCGUUGGUUCACCGUCAGACACCGCCCGAAGAAGCGACGCCUGGCAAAAGCACGGCCAAGUACACCAACAACGCCCAGUCUGUGCUCACCAAUGUCGUCAUGGGGGAGACGACGCUACUUACCAUACAAGUUCUCGUCGGAAUGACCCUACUCUUGCAAGGGGUUCAAGACUUGAAACCUGCAACAAUGUUGAUCGCCAUGGCUUUACGCCUGGCGCAUCAGCUAGGGCUACACACACGAGAGAGCUCGGCGUGCCUCGAUAGUAAUGUCGCGCUGGAAAAGUGCCGUGUGUUCUGGAUAGCAUAUAUACUCGAUCGGGACAUCAGCAUGCGAACCAAACAGCCACCUAUCCAGCGAGAAAUGGACAUCGAUCUAGAAUGGCCUUCGUCUGAUCCUCAAGAUGGGGCUGGCUUUUUCAUCGGUGCCGACGGCAUAUCCAGUUUCAAUUUCUUCUUAUCCCGGGUACAAUUGGCUCAAAUUCAAGGAGAGAUUUAUGGCGCCAUGUAUUCAACAAGUUCCCGGCGCUUGAGUAGUCACGAGAAGCUCGAGAAGGUAGCCGUUCUCCGUUAUAGGCUAGACGACUGGUUCUCUCGGGUGCCGCAACAAUUCCGGCCCGAGGCCAUAUUGAGUUCGGGUGAAGUCAACUCAUGUAGAUGUUUUGGCGUCCUCUUCGCUACUCACCUUUUCUGCCGUAUCUCCAUAUGCCAGGUUCACGUUAUGGAAAGCCGAUGGCUUCAGACGCUGCAAGAUUUUGGCAGAGAUGCCGUUCGAGAUGAAGUGGUCUCACCAGCACCUGCACCAGUUGGUUGGCAUGAGCUUGUCAACGAGUGUCGUGAAUACAUGAAGCUAUUCGCUGGCAUUGGACAAAAAGAUCCCGCCUUCAUUUGGAUGACUGCUUGCACUUACAUAUCUGCGGGAGUUUGUUUAAUUGCUAACAACAUGUUCAACCCAUACCAUGAGAAUAUGGAAUACGACGAGUGCCUGGCAACUAUUUCAUUCUCUUUCUUGGACGAUAUGGCUCGGCAAGUACCCCUUGAUGGACUCAAGAGGGCACUGGAGUCAUGCGAGGUGCUGCAGCGUCAGGCUUACGCAGUCCGCCUCCGUAUAUCUAAUCAGGAUUUGUGCCAUUGA
Molecule: messenger RNA, 1707 nt
Organism: Fusarium vanettenii 77-13-4
Lineage: Eukaryota; Fungi; Ascomycota; Sordariomycetes; Hypocreales; Nectriaceae
Exons: 3
Coding region: 1-1707 (568 amino acids)
Biological process (GO): regulation of DNA-templated transcription; DNA-templated transcription
Molecular function (GO): DNA-binding transcription factor activity, RNA polymerase II-specific; zinc ion binding; DNA binding
Source: RefSeq, a predicted model, not a curated record